Messenger RNA from Danio rerio (zebrafish), 3663 nucleotides. Lineage: Eukaryota; Metazoa; Chordata; Actinopteri; Cypriniformes; Danionidae. The record is from RefSeq and is a predicted model, not a curated record.
UUGUAGGUCAGUCUAAAAGUCAUGCAGAGGCUAAAUAUGGACUUACAGUUUCUUCUGAUGAUCCAGAGUUACUUGAUAAACUGAAUCAUGGAGCGAAAGAAGGUCUAAGAGUAUUGGUGAAGCAUAUUGAACGAGCAAUACCAAAUCUGCAAGUCCUUCAGGCAUUUGUAACACCAGAAACCUGUGGUAAUAGCCACACAGUUCAGUCUGCUCAUCCUGACUUUCAUCUUAUUAUGAGCACUUCCCUUCCAAUCCGAACUCUGAUACAGGAAAUUCAUCCUUCAUUUCUCGAGGAGGUUCAAAUGAUUGAUCUUUCUCCAAGCACAUCUGAAGUUCGGGACCUGAUUCUGACAGAACUGAUGCAGACUGAAUGUUCAGCUCUAUGGACUCUACAUCAUCGAGUACAAACAAAAAAACAGAUACUUCAGCAUAAACUUUCUGAGAACAAGUUUUCCUUGAUGGAGUAUGUCAUGCAUGCCUCUACACCACUUCUCCAGGACCCUCAGUUCCUUCCACAGGUCUAUAUGUGUCAGAGUGUCUCUCUCGGACUUGAAACAGAAAUCAAGGCGCUAUCUCAACAGAUAGAUCAGCAUAAACCCCUAAUGACUGAUUUUUAUCAAAUAGCAGAGCUCACCACAUCCCUUUACAAUGCCCUGCAGGACGUGGCCCAGCUGUCCCCCUGUUAUCUUUUCACUCUUCAUGGUUUCCUGCUCACUUUGCGGUCAGCUUUAGCCAUGGAGAGCCCAGACGGGAGAGAGACGGAGCUCAGAGCAGGCAAAUCUGAGAUUACCUACAGGAUUGUCUCUCAUAUCUUUUCCCAGUAUAAACCCUGCUUGUUCCAGAGCCAUUCCACUUUAUUCAGAUUAUUGGUAUCUUUUGCCAUUAUUGAGCACAAUGAGGGCUGCCCUGAGGUAGAACGAGUCAUUUUCCUCAGAGGAUUAAGCAACUGGGAGUCUUCAGAGCAUUUUUUAUCAGCGUCAACACAGUCUAUCCCCGAGCUGCCAAGCUGGAUUCAAACACAAUCUCCAGAUGAUGUUUAUCUGUUACAGACGAUUGCACCCUUCAGGGGUCUUGUGUCCUCUCUUGUGAAUUCAUCUAGACUGUGGCAGAAAUACCUGCGCUUUCCUUCCUCUACGGUGAUUGGACCAGUGCCUUGUCGAUCUCACUCUCAUUUGUCCACACUACAGCGGGCCAUUCUCUGGAAGACUCUGUGUCCUCAUUGGCUAGCAGCAGUGGAAGAAGACCUCAUGGCCUGUGCGAAUGGACACAUGCCUCAAUCAUAUACUGGAGACCCCUCAGUGACCUCAGUGGAAAACAUCUCCAACCUACUGUCCAAACAUGAAGGUCCUGUAGUUGUGUGUUUACCAGAUAUGACCAGAGAAGCAGCAGUGAGCAUCCACCCUCUCCACUUGAUUAAACAAAUUGCACAGUGCCAAGUGGACAACAAAAGGGUGAGUGUUAUUUCUUUCGGGUCUGGCUGUCAUGGAGAUGCUGUUCUCUCAGCUCUGGACAUCGCUGUCCAAAAUGGCCACUGGUUAGUGCUGAACAACUGUCAUCUGCUGGACUGUUGGGAUGUCAGAGUUGUGAACAAGUUAACACAAGUAGUGUCCUUCACUACAAAAGAUUUGGAGACAGAUGGUGGGCCUCUUCUAAACGCUAAGAAUGCAGGACGAUUUGUGCAUCCCCAGUUUAGAUUGUGGCUUAUAACCAAAGCUGACAGACCUCGCUCGGUCCCAGUUUCUGUUAGGAUUAGAGCCUUGCACUUGGCGUGUGAUUCCUCCUUGGACCUGAAGGAUGAACUGUGGUCCUCGAUAAAACAGACAAUCCCCAUGUUUUCUCCUGAAGCCUCUGUGCAGAUUCAGUGUGCCAUCCUGCAUUCUGUCCUGCUGCACAGACAAACAUUCAAACACACGGGCCAAGCACAGCUCUACUUUUGGACUCAGGAAGAUUUACAUGCUCUGAUUGACACAUAUCACCGCAUAGCCAAACACUGCAGUGAUUCCUCUAGAGCUUUGGAAUACAUAGCAGGUCACCUGGUUUAUGGGAGCCACGUGUCAGACCAUGCUGAUCUAGCAGCUGUGCAAAGUGUGGUUAGAGCUUGUCUGAGUCAACCGUCUACUUCAUGGGAGAGUGGUCAAUGCAUUCUUUCUGAUAUCAUUAACUUAAUAAGAAAAUGUGAAGGUGAGAACCUACUGACAGAAGUGAGACAUCACAUUCAGUCUAUCAGCAGAGACACACUCCCGUUACUUCUGGGCUUUAGUCCAGGAAUGGCAGAUGAACUGGUCAAACUAAAAAGUUAUAGCCUCAGCAAUCUUCUACAUCAAUCACAAAACAUCUGUGUGGAUGCCAGAAGAGAAACCAAUGUUGUACUGCUACCCCAAGAACUUCCAGACUACCGGACGGCUUGGGAAAGGCUGCUGACUUUACAAGACAAGCUAAGGAAAAUGGAGAUUGGCAUGGGAAUGGAAUCUUCUUAUGGGCCGUUGCAUUGUUUUUUCCAGGCAGAAUGGGAACGUCUGGACUCAAUGGUGUCUUCCCUGCUCUCAGACAAUUUUCAGCCGGUUAAAUAUAACAUGACAAGCUCCGCUGCUGCACUUCUAACAGCAUCAGCUCUCUCACGUCUGGAGACUCGAGCAGAGCUGCUCAGGUCGUACCUGUGGGAAGAGUCAUCCAGGAUUACACCUCAUGUUUAUCGAUUGGCUGCCUUUCACAAUCCCAGAGGCUUUCUGGCAGCGCUUAUCAGAGAUGAAGCCCACAUCCAAAACAAGGAGAUCAGUCUUUACUGUUUGAAUUUCAAGGUGCUUCAUAAUAUGGUACCUCCCCAACGGGGUAUUUGUCUGUCUGGAUUGGAGCUGCAGGGGGCGCUGUGGGAUUCAGGGUCUGGUGGUCUUCAAGACUCUCAGUCUCCCAAUCCUUCUUCUUUCCCGCCCAUCUGGGUCAGUGUUGAAGAGUGCAAAGGUGACAGGAUCAAUUCUUCUAAAAGCUCACAAUGUAAUUCCUCAUCCCUGUACUACUGCCCCCUGUAUGUGGACACACACACUGCAGACGGAGGUCAGCGUCUAUGUGAGGACAAUAUUAUCACCCAUGUUCCACUUGCAGCAAGGUUAGAUCCAGUGCUCUGCACUAUGAGACACGUUAGGUUAACCAGUACUCUAUUUUAACAGACCUUGUGAUGAAUGAUUUAAAAUGUAUGCUCUUGAUGAAAAUAUGUGUAAAAUUAUAGCAACAUUGUACUUCGCAGACGGAGAAUUUACCAAUUGUUUAGAGAGAAAAAAAAAACAUUGACAAGUUCAGUUAUUGCUCUCAUUUCUAAUACAUUUAUGACUAUUUUAAAUACAUUUGAACAUGUUUGUGUAGGUAAAAUUAACAAAAAGAACAACAAACAUAACAAAAAUAACAAAAAAGCAAGUUUUAAAAAUAUAUCUGCAAGAAUUGACCAAAAAAAGAAGGUUAUUGACUUUUGGAAAUGUUGGUAGAGUUUGGUUUAAAUCACCCAGUUCAGGACUCUGACACUUGUGUUCAUAACAGCCUCUGGAUCGACAUCCUCCUACCUCAACACGUUACAGAUGUGUGUGGGUGAAACUCACGACGCCUGUCAUGAAGUCCAUGUCAGAUUUCACUCCCGAAUCAAAAAAUACAAAUAAAAAAAUGUAGGAAGUGCUA